Limulus polyphemus (Atlantic horseshoe crab) is the source of this 695-nucleotide messenger RNA. RefSeq lists its product as uncharacterized. The transcript has 3 exons. Lineage: Eukaryota; Metazoa; Arthropoda; Merostomata; Xiphosura; Limulidae. The record is from RefSeq and is a predicted model, not a curated record. Bases 162 to 692 code for a protein of 176 amino acids.
UCUUCUAAAAUUAGAAACUGUUAGAUAGUAUCUCCACUUCUCAGUAGCUUCUCUACUGACCAAUGAAAUUGAAGAAUAUGUAUAUACACACACAUAUAUAUUUCAUGCACAUUUUCCAUGAGCUUACAGAAUACUGGAAGUAAUUUUAAUCAGAAAUAACAAUGAAAAUUGUCUACAGUUUAUUGGUCCUCUUCUUCUUUCAAUGGGAGUAUUCCUCCUCAGAAGGGUUUUUCAUAAAAGUAUCUAAAUCGGUUCAUGGACUGGGGCUUCUGAGACACGCGGCUUACUAUAGAACUUACUACUUUUCUUAUGGGUUUUACCCUAUUUAUCGCAAUGGUUACUACUAUCGUCAUCAUCAUGUUUGGAGAAGAAGCACAGAAGAGGAAGUAAAAAGUGGCCAAGAGGUUCUGUCUAUUCAGGAAAUCUUCAGGGAUAUAUCAAGUAACGACGAAUACCAGUGUUUGAUUCGAAUGAUGUGUGAAAUGGGAAUAAACCCAUACACAUAUGGACAGUUUGGAGUGGAUAUGUCCAGUCUUUUGAGAAACGUAUAUGACCCUGACCCAAAUUACCAGAAAUAUCAAAACAGUUUCUUACUGGGUGACAGAAGCAAGUCUACCGCCAUCUGUACAGAUAAUUUUCCAACAUGCACAGCUACAUCAGAAGAGCUACGUAUGUACGCAACAACUGAUUAAACA